AUGAGAUGCAUAUUGAGGAACUUGACAAGAAUUUUCGCUCGGAAUACAUGUUCUCGCGCUUGUGUUCGUCUAACAAGCAGACUGAGAUGGGUUCAAGGGAGCCUGCUGAUUGUUUUAUUUACUUGCUCGAUCGCAUUCACAAGCUGUGAAUGUCGCUACCCAUGUGGUGACAAAUUGUCACCCCGUCUCUUCAGCACCUCGCGCCAUUAUGACUCCAGAAUCAUUGUGCGUGUACCUUCGAUGGCAGAAAGGAACCUUGAACCAGUUCAACAAGCAGAUUGGGAACUUAUUGAGCCAGAGGAAGAACUCGCCACAAUUGAGACGGGCACGAUUGAUUUUUCCGUGAAUUCACCCCAAUCGGGAUUGUUUGUGGGUGAAGGAAAUGUUGGCACUGUCGACCAGGAGAUUGCGGAAAUUGACGCUGGCGAGCAGGCUGCCACUCAAGAUGGCAAGAGCAACGAGCCAACAUUGAAGACCAAUGCUGAAGCUGCAGCAAAACACAAGCCUGAAAAUAUAGCACAUGCGCCUGCUUAA
Messenger RNA from Penicillium antarcticum, 534 nucleotides. RefSeq lists its product as uncharacterized. The record is from RefSeq and is a predicted model, not a curated record. Lineage: Eukaryota; Fungi; Ascomycota; Eurotiomycetes; Eurotiales; Aspergillaceae. The transcript has 4 exons. Bases 1 to 534 code for a protein of 177 amino acids.